UCUAAAAUAAAAUGGUGCAGAAAAUUAGCAUUUCUCAAAAUAUUUUGCCUAAUUGUGGAGAGAAUUGGGCGGUGGGUAGUGGAGUCCAUUGUACUGGAACACAGCAAGCUAUGGCUGUCCUCGUUAAUUCUCCCCUGCCACAACCAUGCACUCAGUGCUUGAAAUCGAAGCAAGAAGUUAGGUUAUUGUCACGUGGGCCAACCAUUGGAGGAACCACCAGAAGCAUGAGGGGUUUUAAUUCCCAUGGAACUCUGAAAAGGAAUGGAAAUGGGGUUAAAGCGUUUUUCUUUAAUCCUGCACAAGACCCCAUCGUCAAAGAAGCCCUCAAGGAACCAGUGGCAUUCUUUGGUGGAAUGUUUGCGGGUAUUUUAAGGCUUGAUUUGAACGAGGAGCCUCUCAAGGAAUGGGUUACUAGGACUGUGGAAGGUGCAGGUAUUACCGAAGAAGAAACCAAUACAGAAGAGUCAGCAAAUGAGGCAGCUCCACAAGAGAUUCAGAUUGAAUAACAAUUGCAAUUGAUUUAUCUGCAUACAUGUUUUAAGAAACUAGCAUAGGAUUAGCUUGCUGACAGAGCAAUAAAAAUUGGUUCAAUUGGUUAUGAAUUAUAAUUUUUGGACUACAUAUGCGAAAUGAAGAACUUCGUUCCUAUCUAUGCUGAAGGUGUAUUUUAUAACAAAGAAUUCUG
Molecule: messenger RNA, 685 nt
Organism: Cajanus cajan (pigeon pea)
Lineage: Eukaryota; Viridiplantae; Streptophyta; Magnoliopsida; Fabales; Fabaceae
Source: RefSeq, a predicted model, not a curated record